This is a messenger RNA of Esox lucius (northern pike), 4881 nucleotides long. It is a transcript of the gene pcdh10b, whose product is annotated as protocadherin 10b. Gene Ontology annotation, molecular function: calcium ion binding. The coding region runs from base 529 to 3570 and encodes 1013 amino acids. The record is from RefSeq and is a predicted model, not a curated record. Gene Ontology annotation, cellular component: plasma membrane. Lineage: Eukaryota; Metazoa; Chordata; Actinopteri; Esociformes; Esocidae. Gene Ontology annotation, biological process: homophilic cell-cell adhesion. The transcript is spliced from 5 exons.
AGGUGCGCUGCGGAAAAAGCGAAUAGUUGAGUGAAGAGCAUUCAGUAGUGGGAGAGGAGACCGCCGCAGUGUGUGCGCUAUCGGGAGCUGAUAUCACUGGAGAGAGAGAGAGAGAGAGAGUGAGAGAGAGCGAGUGGAGAGAAUAAGUCAUGUAACUGUGGCAGUUAGAAAAUAAGCUGAUGACAAAAUGCAUGGUACGGAUAAUAAUACAAAAAAAUAAGUUAAUAUAGGCCUAUGGUUUCAGUCUCAUCAUCACUUACGGACCGCUCCGCAUCAUUGGAAUGUGCGAUGCUGCUAUAACCGGACCCAUCAGAGCUUGUUGAUUUGCCAGUGAAGACAGUCUUUUGGGGUAUUCAAAUUGACCAUCACAAACAAGAUGGUCCACGGUGGACAGGACUACUAAAAUAUUUUUUUGUUCAAACAAUUUACACAUUUUUGGGACUUUCGUUGGACUAAGGGUAAUGGGAAUUGACGCGUUAAAUAAAAAAGGAUAAGAUUUUUUUUUCCAAGUGCACUUGCUCUUUGGCGAUGAUUGUGCUAUUCCUUCUGCUGUGUAUCACGGAUGGAGUGGUCUCGCAAAUACGCUACUCUGUUCCGGAGGAGGCGGAUCACGGUACGUUCGUGGGGAAUAUCGCGGAGGACCUUGGACUGGACAUGACCAAAAUCGCUUCGCGCCGCUUCCAGGUUGUCCCCAGCUCGAGGACGCCGUACUUGGAAGUGAACAUGGAGAACGGGAUUUUGUUCGUAAACGAAAAAAUCGACCGGGAGCAGAUCUGCAAACAGAGUGCCAGCUGCCUAUUGCACCUCGAGGUGUUUCUGGAGAACCCACUCGAGCUGUUCCGCGUGGAGAUAGAGGUCGUGGAUAUCAAUGACAAUCCGCCCAGCUUCCCGGAGACCGACAUCACGGUGGAGAUCUCGGAGAGUGCCACCCCUGGCACCCGGUUCCCCCUGGAGAGCGCAUUCGAUCCGGACGUGGGUUCUAACGCGCUGCGCACAUAUGACAUCACCACCAAUAACUACUUCUACCUGGACGUGCAGACGCAGACAGACGGGAACAAAUUCGCCGAGCUGGUGCUAGAAAAGCCGUUAGACAGGGAGCAGCAGGCGACCCACAAGUACGUGCUGACAGCGGUUGACGGGGGUCAACCUCCCCGGACAGGCACCGCUCUUCUGGUGGUGAAAGUGCUGGAUUCUAAUGACAACGUGCCCGUGUUUGACCAACCGGUGUACUCGGUGAGCCUCCAGGAGAACGCGCCGGUCGGGACCUUAGUUAUACAGCUGAAUGCCACAGACCUGGAUGAGGGACAGAACGGGGAGAUAGUGUAUUCAUUCAGCAACCACAUCUCCAGCCGCGUCAAGGACCUGUUUGCCAUUGACGCGCGCACUGGACGCAUUGAGGUGCGUGGAGAAGUGGAUUUUGAGGAGAGUGGCUUGUAUCAAAUAUUCGUUCAGGCGAAAGACUUGGGACCCAAUGCCGUUGCCGCGCACUGUAAAGUCCUAGUUAAAGUGACGGAUGUAAAUGACAAUGCCCCCGAUAUCUCCUUCAGCACCGUGACAGAGUCUGUGAGCGAGAGGGCAGCCCCGGGCACCGUUAUAGCCUUGUUGAGCGUGACGGACAAGGACGCUGAGGAAAACGGAAAGAUUCACGUUGAAAUCCUCGGUGACGUUCCGUUCAAACUAAAACCUUCCUUUAGGAACUAUUUCACCAUUGUAACGGACGGGCCUCUAAACAGAGAGGACGCAGACUCUUAUUCGGUGACUGUAGUUGCCAGGGAUACAGGGACUCCUUCCCUUGCCACCAGUAAAUCAAUCAAAGUGCAAGUGUCGGAUGAGAACGACAAUGCGCCAACGUUUACGCAGCCCAUAUACGAUGUGUAUGUGACUGAAAACAAUGUGCCCGGUGCUUAUAUACACGCGGUUACCGCUCUGGACCCAGACGUAGGUCAGAACGCACUCAUUAGUUACUCCAUAAUGGAGUGUGAUAUUCAGGGGAUGUCUGUGAAAACAUAUGUGUCAAUCAACGAGGAGACGGGCUACCUUUACGCACUCAGGUCAUUCGAUUAUGAGCAGCUAAAAGACUUCACUUUCAUGGUUCAGGCGAAGGAUGCUGGCAGCCCCGAGCUCUCUUCGAACGCCACGGUCAAAGUGAUCAUCGUGGACCAGAACGACAACCCUCCCUCCGUCAUCGCUCCCCUGGGUAAAAAUGGCACGGCGAGAGAGCCUCUGCCCCGCUCCGCUGAGCCUGGCUACUUGGUGACCCGCAUCGUUGCCAUGGACGCAGAUGAUGGCGAGAACGCGCGGCUCUCCUACAGUAUCCAGAGGGGGAACGAGAACGGCAUGUUCCGCAUGGACUGGAGGACAGGAGAACUGCGCACUGCCCGACGCGUCUCCACCAAGCGGGACCCGCACCAGAUGUAUGACCUGUUGAUAGAGGUGAGGGAUCACGGCCAGCCGCCGCUCUCCUCCACCGCCAGUGUGUUCGUGGUGCUUGUGGACAGCGUGGUGGAGGACCACCGGGAGAGAGGCACCAUCAAGUCCAAGGAGACCACACUGGAUCUCACCCUCAUUCUCAUCAUCGCCCUGGGGUCCGUCUCCUUCAUCUUCCUCCUGGCUAUGAUCGUGCUGGCUGUGCGCUGCCAGAAGGACAAAAAGCUCAACAUCUACACGUGCCUCACCAGUGAAUGCUGCCUGGGUUGUGCCACAUGCUGCAGCAGACAGGCGCGAGCCCGCAAGAAAAAGCUCAGCAAGUCCGAUAUCAUGCUGGUGCAGAGCGCCAACGUCACCGGGGCCGGUACAGCCCAAGUGCCCGUUGAAGAGUCCGGGAGCUUCGGCUCUCACCAUCAAAACCAGAACUAUUGUUACCAGGUAUGUCUGACCCCGGAGUCGGCCAAAACCGACCUCAUGUUCCUAAAGCCGUGUAGCCCAUCUAGGAGCACAGACACGGAACACAACCCGUGCGGGGCCAUAGUGACAGGGUACACUGACCAGCAGCCUGACAUCCUAUCAAACGGCAGCAUUUUAUCAAGCGAGACCAAACAUCAGAGAGCCGAGCUCAGUUACCUAGUGGACAGGCCACGGCGUGUGAACAGCUCUGCUUUCCAAGAAGCGGAUCUCGUGAGCUCUAAGGAUAGUGGUCAUGGAGACAGCGAGCAGGGCGACAGUGACCAUGACGCCACCAAUCGAGGUCACUCUACUGGCGCGGAUCUCUUCUCCAACUGCACGGAGGAGUGCAAGGCCCUGGGCCACUCCGACCGCUGCUGGAUGCCCUCCUUCGUGCCCUCCGACGGGCGCCAGGCGGCGGACUACCGCAGCAACCUGCACGUGCCAGGCAUGGACUCUGUGCCCGACACCGAGGUAUUUAAAAGCCAAGAGCAAACGGCCGAUAAGUCAUUCUCCACCUUUGGCAAAGAGACGCCCCUCAGCCAUCAACACCACCACCACCAUGCCAACCACCAUGCCAACCACCACGCCAACCACUCCACCCUAGAGAGGAAAGAGUUUGAGGCACUUCUGUGUAGCACGCGAGCGCCUUACAAACCUGCUUAUUUGACGAGGAAAAGGGUUUGCUAGCUCUUUUCGCGUGGACAUACCAGAGACCGCAUGACUUUGCACAAUCAGUCAAAACUAAAAAGAGCAUCAAGUUCAAGACUCCAUUUCCUUAGCUGUACCACUUCAGAACUGACACUCUCCCCUGUGUAACACGGACCUCUGUAGACAACGUUCCCUUCAGAAUUCUAUUGGAACACUGCCGGCCUUUGGACCUUCUGACCAUGGGAUUCUGGAGGGGUUGGAAGUGGUGGGGGACGAACGGAGAGUCACGGAUAGAAGACGGAAAGGCAGACCGCUCCACGCUGGGGGACCCCACCGCUCUCAGCAGGACUGAGACAAAAAGCUGACAGAACUGAGGUGGAGGGGAACGUGGGAGCGGCAGCAGGACGAGGAGAAAGACAAUCUCUUCUUGGGUCUGUGUGUGUGUCUGUUUACAGCACUAAUGUACAUCUUUAAGAGGAAAAAAAGUAAAAAAUAAAAUAAAGAACAAAAAAGAGACGACAACGAGAAACCAACAGGAAGAGGAACAACGUCACUGAGCCCUUUAGAUGUUUAUAAUCACAGCAGAAGCCAGUUGUACAGGAGAUCUUUGUGCAUUACAAAUGCAAUACCACUGUUUUAGACUUGACUGUUUUUCUAUUCAGUUUGUGAGGUCAGGUGUCUUCUCAGAUCUACAGUACUUCAACUUUAGAAGGAAAGAUUGUGGGCAGGAUAAAUAUUUUUUAAGUUCUGCUUUUUCUUUUUUUUCACCACACAGUGGGUCUGGACAGUGUUGGCCUACACCUUUGAAUCUAAGCUGUUCAGUAGUUUAUAUCAUGUGUGAGAAGUGUUUACUGUACUCUUUUAAAAAGCUUCAAAAUGAAUAUAAAUCUAUAUAUACAUCUAUCUAUAUAUACUUUUUCUGAAGGUGUGCUAUCCAUUUGGUGGGUUUCCUAUUCUGAGUAGACAGAGGUCCAUUCGCUGCUUAAAGUGCUCUAGAAGACUUUUGACGAUCUUACAAGUCUGGGACGUUCUUGCCAUGAAAACAGAACAGCCUUAUCUCUCUCAUGUGAAAGUUUUCAUCCGUUUUGUUUAUUUCAUUUUUCACUUUUCGAUAUUGAAAGCUGAAAUUCAUGUCUAUAAAUAAAAAGGCGGUAAUAAUUUAGAUUGAAUUCCAUGGUAAUUCUGUGUUAUUGUAACCAAAAAAAGGGUCAAUUAAAAGAACAAAAACGAAAAGUGGCCAAAUAAUGAAAGUUGUUGUACACAUGCAGUGCAGAAUCAAAUACACAUACACACUCUCGCACUCAGAAACACACCGCAAUGCCGACAAUAAACCGAAAAUUCUGAAAUAUA